UACUUGCAACGCCGUAGCUGUCUGAUCCAUCAUGGCGUCUUCAGAUUCUCAACCCCGUUUUGGCCAGUCCGUUAAAGGCCUUUUAUCCGAUAAAGUGGGGUCUUGCAGUGGAGAUGUCAUCGCCCUCACUCGUCAGGUUUUGAAGGGAUCACGCAGUCAAGAGCUUCUCAGCCAAGCGGCAAGAAAUAUGGUGAUUCAAGAGGAUGCAAUUCUCCAUUCGGAAGAUAGUCUUAGAAAGAUGUCCAUCAUAACCACACACCUACAGUACCAACAGGAGGCCAUUCAGAAAAAUGUGGAAAACUCAAGAAAUCUCCAGGACCAACUCAAACACUUAUUAAAAUGAAGGAAAUGUCUUUCACACUGUUUGGAAUGUCCGAUUCAGCUACUGUAUGAGAAUUACAUGUGUUGCUGCACACAUCCUUUUGCACUGCAGGCCAGCCGAUACUUACACUUGUGUUUUGACAACAAUGAUGGCUUUGUAUUUGUUUACACUCUGAGACAUUGAGAUGUAUGCAGUUUGCCUUGUCAGAUCAUAUGCCCAGUUAGCUUUGUUUGCGCUGCAUUUAUGUAUUGUAUUCAUGUGUCACGUUACAGACUGAUUUGAUUUUUACAGAGAUAGCACAAGCCCUUUCCCUGAAAAGUAAUUGCAGGUACUUUCUUGCCAUUUGAUUGGUAUUUGUCAUUAUCAUUAACGCCAAAUGUUUACAUAAUUCAGUCAUGACUUGAAUUUCUAGGGUGUAAAUAUGCUAUUGUUUCCCAAUUAUAUAUGAUGAGUAACAUCUGGGUUUUCCCACAAUAAUAUUUAUUUUAGCAUUUGCCUUGUAAAGUGUUAAUUUACGUACAUUUCAGCCAGUUAUUGACAGAUGCAAUUGUCAGUACUGUGUUUUACUAGAAAUAAGGUUUGAAACCUGGAAUAAAAUGAAAUAUGUUGUUGUUGUAUUGAUAUGCAUGAUAUUUGCUUUGAUGAUAUAAAGAUGUCAUAUCUA
Molecule: messenger RNA, 986 nt
Organism: Sardina pilchardus (European sardine)
Lineage: Eukaryota; Metazoa; Chordata; Actinopteri; Clupeiformes; Clupeidae
Gene: borcs7
Product: BLOC-1 related complex subunit 7
Exons: 5
Coding region: 32-343 (103 amino acids)
Cellular component (GO): BORC complex
Source: RefSeq, a predicted model, not a curated record